Molecule: messenger RNA, 1166 nt
Organism: Caretta caretta (loggerhead turtle)
Lineage: Eukaryota; Metazoa; Chordata; Testudines; Cheloniidae
Product: histone H2A.J-like
Cellular component (GO): nucleosome
Molecular function (GO): structural constituent of chromatin; protein heterodimerization activity; DNA binding
Source: RefSeq, a predicted model, not a curated record
AUGUGUGUUUCCAAUCUCCCCUGCCCACCAAGUAGUGUUAUUGUGCAUUUGAUCACUGCAGUGCCAGUAGUCAGGUGCUCGGGAAUCCCUGUCAUAUCUGGCCAUGGAAAGCAAGGAGUGACAGUGCGGGCCAAGGCCAAGUCUCACUCUUCUCGUGUCGGACUGCAGUUCCCAGUCGGGUGGGUGCACCGGCUGCUGCGCAAGGGGAACUAUGAGGAGCGAGUGGGAGCUGGAGCCCCGGUGUACCUGGCCGCUGUGAUGGAGUAUCUGACCGCUGAGAUCUUGCAGCUGGCUGGCAACGCUGCCUGGGAUAACAAGAAAACCCGCAUCAUCCCUCGGCACUUGCACUUGGCCGUGCAGAACGACAAGGAGCUGAACAAGUUGCUGAGGGGAGUCACCAUUGCACAGGGUGAGGUCCUGCCCAACAUCCAGGCAGUGCUGCUGCCCAAGAAAACCAAGAGCCACAAAGCGAAGGGCAAGUGAGAGCGGAUGCCACCCCCCCCCCAAGACCACCACCUUCCUCUGAAAGAUCAACAAUUGGCCACAGCAGGAGACGGGACAGUGCUCUGAGCUUGUCCAUAGAAUCCUCUCUCUGGAUGCCUGGCUGCUGUGUCUUGCUCACAUGUGGGUCCGAUUAAUAAACAGAUUUGGGGAUGGGAAGGCAUUUCCUUACAGAUCAAAUAGGCAGGGACUUUGUAUGUGUGUGGGGGGGUUGGGGGGACACAGGGAAUUUAUCUUCCUCUGCAGCAUGGGGCAUGCAUCACCUACUCAAUUCCCUGCCAUUGCAGGGGACCUAGGCGUGGCACCUGGCUUUCUCCUGUUCUCUGCCAGUUUAGCAUCCUGAGGGCGGAUGUGCUUUGGUCUAACUGAAAUCAUCGGGCUCAACAUAGCACUAUCUGGGUGAAACUGACUAGCCCGUGCUUCACAGAAGGUCAGACGAGAUGAUCUGACAGCCCCUUAUAACAUUCAUAAACCAGUCGGAGAACACUUCAAUCUCUCUGGUCACGCAAUCACAGACAUGAAGGUCGCUAUCUUAAAACAAAAAAACUUCAAAUCCAGACUCCAGCGAGAAACUGCUGAAUUGGAAUUCAUUUGCAAAUUGGACACUAUUAAUUUAGGCUUAAAUAGAGACUGGGAGUGGCUAAGUCAUUAUGCAAGGUAGCCUA